Episyrphus balteatus (marmalade hoverfly) is the source of this 1435-nucleotide messenger RNA. It is a transcript of the gene Bmcp, whose product is annotated as mitochondrial uncoupling protein Bmcp. Gene Ontology annotation, biological process: mitochondrial transport. Bases 224 to 1126 code for a protein of 300 amino acids. Lineage: Eukaryota; Metazoa; Arthropoda; Insecta; Diptera; Syrphidae. The transcript is spliced from 6 exons. The record is from RefSeq and is a predicted model, not a curated record. Gene Ontology annotation, cellular component: mitochondrial membrane.
AAAAAAUCCUGAAAAUUGACCACAUGCAGCACUCAUCGUUGUUCUUGUUGUUCACAAAAUCGAAAGAAAAGAAUCACAAAUAUUUGCUUUGUGAUUCCUUUCUAUUUGCAUUUAAUCAUAGAUAAAAUAUUUAAAUAUUAUAUACUUGACGAAAUUAUACAAAUUUUUAUUUAAAAAAUUCAAGUGGCUUAAGACAAACACAAACUUGAAUCUACACCGUGUAAUGGGCGAUAGAGAUUGGAGAUUUUUUGUUUACGGUGGUGUCGCAUCAAUUACAGCUGAAUUUGGUACAUUUCCUAUUGAUACAUCGAAAACCCGCCUUCAGAUUCAAGGUCAAAAGAUCGAUGGCAAAUUCACACAGCUGAGAUAUCGUGGAAUGAUAGAUGCAUUUAUAAAAAUAACAAAAGAAGAAGGAAUCGGUGCUUUAUAUUCUGGCAUUUGGCCAGCUGUACUGAGACAAGCUACCUAUGGAAGUAUCAAAUUUGGAACUUAUUACUCUUUGAAGAAAUUACUUGACGAAAGAGGUUUGCUUGUCGAUGCUGAAACCGGUCGCGAACCAGUAUGGAAGAAUAUGGUUUGUGCGGGGACGGCUGGAGCCAUAUCAAGUGCAAUUGCCAAUCCUACAGAUGUCCUUAAAGUUCGGAUGCAAGUUCACGGGAAGGGCGCUCAAGAUAAAGGACUUGUGGGGAGCUUCCAUGAUAUUUAUAAGUACGAAGGAAUUGGUGGCCUGUGGCGGGGGGUCGGGCCGACAGCUCAACGGGCGGCUGUUAUUGCUGUGGUUGAACUUCCUGUUUAUGAUUUUUGUAAGGUUCAUCUUAUGAGUAAUUUUGGAGAUCAUGUGGCUAAUCAUUUUAUAUCUAGUUUUGUAGCUGGUUUAGGAAGUGCAAUUGCUUCUACACCAAUUGAUGUGAUAAGGACGAGGUUGAUGAACCAAAGACGUAUAGCUGUAGCAAAUGCUGGAACUACUACUGCAACACUGUAUACGGGCAGUUUUGAUUGUGCUCUUCAAACCGUUCGAAAUGAAGGAGUAUUUGCCCUGUACAAGGGUUUCAUACCUACUUGGAUACGAAUGGGACCUUGGAAUAUAAUCUUCUUCAUAACGUAUGAACAGCUCAAGAAGUUCUAGUAGUACAAACUGAUAAACCGAAUUCAAACUAACGAAGAACCAAAAGUGGCUAAGGACAAGUUAAAAAAAAAAAUACUUUCCCUUAUUUCCGAUAUAAAAAAAAAAACAACAAAAAUCAACAACACCCAAGUUGCACUUAAAUUUUCUUAUCUUGAGCGCUUCGCGGGUGGUGUACCUCUCUUUAAAUAUAGUUUAGAAAUUUUUAACUAUACAAUUCGAUUUAUUAUAAAUAUAUUUAUAUCUUUCUUAUUGGCACACCAAAAGUAGUUUAAAAAACAUUAAAAAAAAAAACAGAAAUCAAACCACACA